AUGAAGUGUUAUUCUGAUAUAAUAUGUAAAUCGGCCUUUUCUUUACUCAGAAACAGAUCAUUCUUCUGUCGAUCCGUUUCUCACAUUAACCUAUCUAGUAACCUGAAAUUUCGCAACAAGCAUACAAAUUAUAUUUCAAGAGCAUUCUAUCAUGACCUUUCUGAUAAUUCAGAUUUACUAUCCAGACCAUUUAACGACAAUGUUUUAAAAUUAACCAAUUAUGAUGAAUAUCAUCGUCACAUAUACAAACCUUUAGAUACUGACACCGUGAAUUUGAAUGAUUUGGUUGUUUCUGUAUUUUUUAACAAACAAAGCACAGCAUCUUUAUCAGUGUUGGAUUCGGUAAAUGAACUAUCGUCAGCCUUCCCUUCAAAUAAGUUUCUAUUGGUUGAUUCUGACAUGGUCCCGAGGUCCGCUUAUGACGCUGAUGUGCAGCAUUUUCCAUCAGCUUUGCUAUCCUACGGAGGUGAUUUGUACAGGGAUUUGGUUUCUGAAGAAUCAGGAUUUAAUCCGAACUUAAGAAGCUAUUACAAUUGGUCGUUUACUCAUUUUGAAAAGGAAAAUCCAGAAAAUAAUGCUUGUGUGUUACCCAUGAAUUUUUACAACUCAGUUGUUAAAGCCAUUAAAAAAUUUAGUUCAUAUAAUGGGAAGAAAGUAUCGUCCAUCAAGUCUAAAGCAGGAACACACUCAUAUACACACGGAAUUGACACAGAUAACUUAAACUUGAAACGAGUUGGAUGGCCAACAGAGCGCAAAACAUUAAAUGAAAAAUCAGUAGAUACUGGAUCACCUCGUAUAAUAGUUAUAAGAAGAGGUAUUGUGAACUAUGAAGUUAAGCAGCUGGCCCAUAACCUGAGACUGAUGCUCUCACCCAACUGUGCAACACGUUUGAAGGAAGGGUCGAAGCAGAAGUUGAGAGAUUUCACAUCAGUAGCAGACGUAUUAGGGUUGACGCACUUGAUAGUGUUAUCGCAGAGCUCGAAUGGCACGUAUCUGAAAAUAGCAAACCUUCCGCACGGACACACACUCACAUUCCUGGUCAAUAAGCUGUCACUGAUGUCAGACGUAUCAAAUCACCUGAACAAUCCGCACUCGUUUGAUUCGUCAAACAAUCCUCCGUUGCUGAUCCUGAAUGGAUUUGGAAGCAGUUUUUACAAGUCGAAGACCGAUGAUUCAGACGCGGAAAAUGGAUACUCAAAUGUAGAUAAGGCAAUGGGCUACGUAACUGACACUUUAAAUAAAAUGAUUGCGCCGCUCGACCUAACAACAACUAAGAUACAAAACUGUAAAAGAGCGAUAUUGUUUUAUAAAGAAAAGGAAACGAACCAUAUUAUGUUGAGACACUACUCAAUAAACUUGAUUGAUUGUAACACGUCAUCGCAAGUGAAGGAUCUGAUUAGUAGGAAAAGCAUUAAAAACUUAAUUAACAAGGAAACGGAUUUUGAAAACAUAGUUAACACGGAACAUAGAGAAGAUCAAGAUGAAAGUGGGAGAUCCGGCUUCAAUAGCGAUACGGACGAAGUGGUGGAGUUGGACAACAUGUUCCCACAAAACCUUAUCGCAAAAAACAAAUACGGAGUCGAGUUGGACCCUAGUGAAAUGGGAGAAACUACGAACAAAAUCGGAAUAAGACUCGUUGAGAUUGGACCAAGACUGUCGCUGACAUUGGUCAAAGUACAAGAUGAUACGUUUACAGGAUCAGUGAAGUACCACAAGUUUGUGAGUAAAUCACAGGAGGAGCUGGAAGAGAAUAAAAAGUUAGAACCCACAAUCAUAAAUAAAAGGAAGCUUGAGUCGGAACGCGUGUUAAAAAUAUAUCAAAAGUAUGCAAAGAAAUCUAAUAAGUCAAAUGAUGGUAAACUUGAAUCAAAGAAGGACAACGAUGAUAAUGGAGAUGACCAUGAUGGGCACGUUGAAGAAAUAGAACAAGUAUAA
This is a messenger RNA of Theileria orientalis strain Shintoku, 1935 nucleotides long. RefSeq lists its product as uncharacterized. NCBI's taxonomy places the organism in Eukaryota, Apicomplexa, Aconoidasida, Piroplasmida, Theileriidae. The transcript has 7 exons. Gene Ontology annotation, molecular function: rRNA binding. Gene Ontology annotation, biological process: rRNA processing; ribosomal large subunit assembly. Bases 1 to 1935 code for a protein of 644 amino acids. The record is from RefSeq and is a predicted model, not a curated record. Gene Ontology annotation, cellular component: preribosome, large subunit precursor.